Molecule: messenger RNA, 2553 nt
Organism: Closterium sp. NIES-65
Lineage: Eukaryota; Viridiplantae; Streptophyta; Zygnematophyceae; Desmidiales; Closteriaceae
Source: the annotation of a GenBank genome assembly
AUGCUGAGGGUCGGGCUGUCGACUUUGAGUCCCUUGCCGUCCACUGAGCGCGCGCACUUUAGUCAGUACAAGAGUGCUAAGACCUUGUACAACGCUGUAGUUGCACGCUACUCUUCCCCUGCCACUGCUGCCCUUAGUCGCCUCAUAGUGUCGUACCUGUUCCCGGACCUCGCCGCCUUUCCCACAGUCGCUGACCUCAUUACGCACCUUCGCACUAGUGACACCCGCUACCGCGCUGCGCUUCUUGAUGAGUUCGACGCCAAAAAACCCCCCCCCCCCAUGUACAUCACCCUCUACUACCUAGUCACCCGGCUCUCUGACUCCCUUCGCUCGGUCAGGGACCACUUCCUCUCUGUUUGCCCCACCACACUCACCGUUGACCUCCUCGAGGAGCGCCUCCUGGCAGCUAUGAAGAGUAUAGUCGCUGUAGGAGCCUCUCGUGGUGACCCUCGUGCCCCCUUCUUUGAGGGGUGCUCCCCCUCCCCCCUUUUGCCCUCUGUUGCCUCUGCUGCUGCGGUCGACCUCUUUGGCACCAAGUCGGUCGGCGCUGCGUCUGUCCCUAGCGGGAGACGCCGCAACGGCAAGGGCAAGGGGGGCAAGGGCGUUGGAGGGGAUGGCAAGGGCGGUGGAGGUGGCGGUGGAGGUGGCGGAGGGGGUGGGGGUGGCGGUGGGAGUGGUGGAGGGGGUGGGGGCUUCGGUGGCAGCAGUGGAGGCGGAGGCGGCGGCGGCGGUGGCGGUGGCGGUGGGAGCGGAGGAGGCGGCGGUGGCACCGGUGGCAGCGGCGGCAGUAGAGCUGGUCGGGGUGGCGCUGUGCAGCGGGGCGGCUUCGUUGGUGGUCAGCGCCAGCAGCAGCAGCGCACUCGUGACACCACGCCCCCCCAGCAGCUUCGUGAGUGGUACGCUGCGCGUCAGCAGGGUGGGGGUGCUGGUCCCUGUGCCUACGUCGUGCGUACCGGCGAGCGACCGCACUGGUCGGGGGUUGCUAUCUUUGAUCUUGAUUAUGAUGCUAUUCUUGCCGCCAUGUUUCUUGUGUCUACUAGUGAUGAGGGUGACUGUUACCUGUGUAUUCUGCCUAACCCGGGAAUUGAGGCUGCUGCUCUAGGUGCUGGUGAGGCUGCAGCUCUAGGUGUUAGUGCGUCUGCUCUUCCAGGUACUGGUGAGUCUGCUCUCUCAGGUACCACGUCGGCUCAGGCCUUCCACACCUUCACCCUUGACUCGGGUGCUUCCCGCUCCUUCUUUCGAGACCGCACCACACCCACGUCGCUUCGUCGGCCGGUUGCAGUCUCCCUGGCACACCCCUCUGGGGGUCUUGUCAUAGCCCACUUCUCCACUGUCUUACCGUGUCCGGCGGCCCCUUCUGGCACGGUGUCAGGUCCUUACCUCCCCUCGUUCUCUACUAACUCGGUGAGUUGUGCUGAUCUACAGGAUGGGGGGGUUGACCAGUUCACUCCUGCGAGUCAACGAGUGACCCACUGCACGUGUGCUCGGACGGGCCGACACUUGGCCACGUUUACCCAUCAGCCGGGGUCGAGCCUGUACACCCUUACUACUGAGUCUCAUCCGUCUGCUGCGUCUGGUCAGGUAGCUGCGUCGGGUCAGGUGUUUGCUGCAGCGUCCAGGCCUGGUCCUGAGUCUGCCCCCUACUUGUGUUGUAUCCUGUCUCACCAGACUCUCCUCUGGCACCACCGCCUUGGUCACCGCUCGCUGCCUCGUCUCCGAGGCAUGGCCUCCCGUGUCCUUGUCUCUGGUCUCCCCCGGUCCCUCCCUCCUCUUCCUCCGGGGCCUGCCCCUACCUGCGUUCCCUGCGUCGAGGGGCGGCAGCACGCCGCUCCUCACUCCUUCGAGUUUCCUAUGAAAGAGGCUCCGCUGCAGACACUUCACCUGGACUUGUGGGGCCCCGCUCGUGUCCAUGGACAGGGUCAAGAGCGUUACUUCCUGUUGGUCGUUGAUGACUACUCGCGUUACACCACAGUCUUCCCCUUGCGCAGCAAGGGUGAGGUCACUGAGGUGUUGAUCAACUGGAUCCGCGUAGCUCGUCUCCAGCUCAGAGAGAGUUUCGGCUCCGACUUUCCUGUUCAGCGUCUGCACUCUGACAGAGGCGGAGAGUUUUCCUUUGACCUUCUGCGAGCCUUCUGUCGUGCACGGGGCAUCCGCCAGACGUUCACGCUUCCGGCCUCCCCACAACAAAAUGGGAUUGCUGAGCGCCGCAUUGGCAUGGUCAUGGACGUGGCUCGUACGUCCAUGAUCCAUGCGGCUGCUCCCCAUUUUCUGUGGCUGUUCGCGGUUCGUUAUGCGGCACAUCAGAUCAACCUUCAGCCCCGGGUCUCCUUACCAGAGACCUCCCCUACUCUGCGGUGGACGGGGAAGGUUGGCGAUGCGUCUGCGCUUUGUGUAUGGGGAUCUCGGGCGUUUGUCCGUGACUUCUCUGCCGACAAGCUGUUCCCCCGUGCUGUUCCCUGCGUCUUCCUUGGUGUGUCUCAGGUAGACGCAGUCGAGCCUGUCAAGGUAGCUAUUGACUCUGGUGCUGCUAGGGGUGCUGACCGUGUUGUGUGA